AAGACUUAGAUUAGACACACUGGACUAAACAGCACACUAUUUAAAACAGGUAAACAUGACUCAGGUAGAUGUGAUUACUGUGGACAAGAGGAAACGGUGGAGCAUGUUGUGUUGCAUUGUGGGAGAUAUGAGGAAGAAAGGCCUCAAAGAGAUUAAAGUACACUUUGAUUUAAUGGAUAUUCUACAAAAGAACUCACUAGAUGAGUGUUAUAGAACAUUAGUUCAGUAUCUUAGACAAAUUAAUAUGAUUGGGAAAAUAUGAGGUUGUUUGUUUUCUUUUCUUUUCUUUAUUUUUUGGGCUAUAGUAAUUAUUAGCCAGAAUGAUCCACACUCCAGACCAGCUGGUGGCGGUAAUGCACCAAAUCAUUGUUUGCCAAUAAACCUUAAAGAAGGAGGAGAAGAAGGAGAAGGUGCAUUGUGGGAAGCAGUCUCUGACGCUGUCUGUUUAUUUCUUGACAUCUAACAACACUUUAUUCUCUCUCUAUAUAUAUCUCUAUAUAUCUAUAUAUAGAGAUAUAUAUCUAUAUAUCAGCUCCAAUGAUCAACAAGGAAGACAUUCAAUAAGGUCUGAAUUCAAUAGAAACAUUCUCCAGCAGAGACCGUCAGGACGGACUGAAACAUGAUGGAGGCUGGAGAAGGAGUCAGCAGCGCCACGCCCACAGAGGAGAUGAACGGAGCUGGAAACUUGAUGGACUUCCUGGACGAGCCUUUUCCUGACGUGGGCACGUAUGAAGACUUCCACACCAUCGACUGGCUGAGGGAGAAAUCCAGAGACACGGACCGCCACCGCAAGAUCACCAGUAAGAGUAAAGAGUCCAUGUGGGAGUUGAUCAAGAGCCUGCUGGACGCCUGGUCGGGAUGGGUGGUGAUGCUGCUCAUCGGACUCCUCUCAGGUCAGUCAGGAGCAGCUGAUCCCACUCAAAAGACACCUGAAAUAUGUCUUUAUUGUUCUGUUGUUGUUGAAGCUGUCGAUUCAAGUCAGCGGUAGCGUUGCACGGUACACCGAUACUAGAAAGGUAUGGCGAUACCCUGCCAUUAAAAACGAUACGACACCCCGUUUUAUUAGUACCGUUACUUUAAGAAUGACAAUGUCUUAAUACGAGCCGUGAGUUGUGUCGAUGUGUGCAGCGGUCGGCUUUAGAGGACGCCAUCAGGACUGGGAUCCCGCGGGAGCAGGCGGUUACAAAAUAAACUGUGGUGAUAACCAGAAGGAUGGAGUCAACAAAUGAAGAUUAAAGCAGGUGAUGAACCACAGUUCUGCUCUGAGCUGGUGACUCUAUCAGCAGAACUCCCUUUAAAAAAACAAGGAAAUAACAGCGCGGCUCAGAUUACUGAUCAAAUGUACCGAUAAAAUAUAUUCACCGUCUCUACUGAAUCUGUCCAAGCAUCUCCUGUAAU
Molecule: messenger RNA, 1398 nt
Organism: Sebastes umbrosus (honeycomb rockfish)
Lineage: Eukaryota; Metazoa; Chordata; Actinopteri; Perciformes; Sebastidae
Product: H(+)/Cl(-) exchange transporter 4-like
Exons: 3
Coding region: 620-988 (122 amino acids)
Cellular component (GO): early endosome; Golgi apparatus; synaptic vesicle
Molecular function (GO): voltage-gated chloride channel activity
Source: RefSeq, a predicted model, not a curated record